GGUAAUACUUCAAAAUCAAACCCACCAGGAGCUUUGGUAAAACAAGAGGAGGAUGAUACGAUUUCUUUGUUGAGAGCUUUAGAGUCGUAUGCCAGUUUGCCGAAAGCAGCUUGGCAAUCAUCAUAUGUAGAACCAAGUGACCUUGUUAACAUGUAUGAUAGACAACGUAUGCCACAUGAAAAAAAACCAAAUGGUCAUUCCAGUGCAGAAAUGUCAACAGGAAGUACCACUAGUAUAGUGAUGUCAGCUUUUGAUAAUAGAGACAGAAAUUCAUUACUAGGUGGAACUGCACAAGAUGGAAAUCCCUUUUCUGAUACACCCUUGGACAUGAGUAUGUCAUGUGGGUUAUCAUUACAUAAGGGAACUACAAAUAAUUCUUAUUCAGGUGUUCCCUCAGGGGUACCACUGCAUGGAAGCAUUAAUACUAGUCAUACAUCGUCAUCAUCAAGUCUUGCAUAUGCUGGAAAUGUGAACAACUUGGACUCUACUGACUUCAAGAGCCCAGUGUCAACGCAUCCUAAUUCCGCAUUUCAGGCUGUCACUCCGAGCACUUCUGGGAAUAGGAUACCUGACCUGAUGGAUUUCAUAGCCACUCUUCAAUCAACACAUACUCCAAGUACUAGUUAUAAUACUGGUUUUAAUUCAAACUCUGGUAGUCAAGUUGAUACAACCUUUGGAAACCAUUCUCAAAGUUCGUGGUAUACAGGCUCAAGUGGGGUUAGUACCCAGUCUUGGGAGAACUCAUUGCAGAGUAUUUUAACACAGUUGUCUGGUUCGUAUGGUAGCCAGUCACAAGGGUUUCCUGGUAGUAGUACUGAUACUGCUCAUCCGUCAUACAUAGGAAGUCCUUCAACAUCUAAUGGAAACUACAACCAAGGAUGCAAAUCUGAGCAUAUGAAUAAGUCCAGUUGUGGUCAGCAAGCUGAAUUUGAAUUUUCUAAUGUUCUCCCUGUUCUUUCCCCAAGUACAGUUUUAGAACAAGUUAGUAAUGUUAGUAAUCCUGGUAUCUCAACCAUGUUAGAUUUGCCAUCAACCUCAAAAUCUUCUACUGUUGAUGUUCCACAGGCAACUGCAAAUUCAGGAGUGAAUACAGUUAGGCCACCAUCACCAGAAGACCAUACCUUUGCAUGCACUAUUUGCCUAGACUCUGUAAAAACCAUUCAGAGUUCAUCCCGUAAUUUAUGCUCAACAGUGUGUGGUCAUGUGUUUUGUUCUGAAUGUUUGCAAGAGGCUUUGAAGAAAAAGAAAGAGUGUCCUAUGUGUAGAAAGAGACUGGGCAAAAAACAGUACCAUCCUCUAUUUUUGUAGUGAAAGUUCAUUUUACCCCCAUAAGAUUUAUUUCCAUUUAUCUUGGUACCUUUUUACUGUAUUCUUUAUUUUACCAGAAAUGCUCAGGGAGUUUAUUAAAUGUCAGUGGAUUACUAAGGCAGUAUUUGCUUAAUUUUAUAAGUGUGAGGAGUUGUUUUUGGAUAAUUUUAAUUUACAGAUAAAUAUUUUGUUCUUUGGAAUAAGAAAUCUUCAGGAAAUUCAUUUUGAAGCAGCAUAUCUCAGGUUUUUAGCUACUCCAGUACAGUCACUACCCAACUUACGAACGAGUUACGUUCCGGCUGGCCGUUCAUAUCUUGAAUUGUUCGAAAGUCGAUUUUUAUUAUAUAGUUAUAAUUUUUGUUGAUGUUUACAUUCCCGAGUUAACUCAGGAGUCAUAGAUUAUACUAUUUUCACUGUAUUUUUAAAUCAUGUAGUAUUAAUUAGAAUUACUUUGGAUGUUAAAAAGGUAAAAAGGAGAGAAUAAAAUUCAGAUUCGUGCAACAUUCAAAAUAUAGUAUUUUUUCCUUGCUUUGAAAGUUUUCAGCUUGGAAAGAAUUUUGCUGGGGCAACAUCUAAAUUUAGAAGUUCACAAAGAAACAAUACACACAGUCAUCUGUUAAUUGAAAUAUGUACUAAACUUUUCCUAUGGGGGAGAGGAAAAAGGAAAUGGGAAUGCAUCAGAGGAGGAGGUAAAUUGGGAAAACAGAAACAAAUGUGUAGAAUAUUUUAUGAGUAUGAGUGAGUAUUCAUGUCAUGGUAAGAAGAAUACAUGGUGGUUAAUCACAAGACUUCUUGGGAUAAACAGGGAUGGGUUAAAGAAGCAGGUUCUUCCUUGUGUUCUUCUGUUCUUUGCAAAAUAUUCUUGCUAGCAGAAAGGUGCAUGAGCAAAUUUUGAAUUUACGGGUGGCAAAGGGGGUUGCUCCAAACACAGUUUUAAAUUAGUGACCCUGCCUGUUUGUAUCUUUUAGUGUUUGUAACAUAAAUGUUCAUAAGCAGGGUUGUGACUGUAUUGUCAAUUACUCUGGUUAUAUUAAGAAAGAAAAUUCAAGGUAUAUAUAACAAAUUUUGGUAUUUGAUUAUAAGUUACAGUAGACCCCCCAUAUUUGCGGGGAUGGGUGCCAGACACCCCCCACCCCCCCAUACAAAUAGCUAAAAUCUGCAAAUACUUGAAGCCACUCUAAAAAUGCUUAGAACUGCCUGGGUUAAUAGUUUAAAUGGAAAAAAAGCUGAAAAUGCUUAUACCUUUGUUUUAUACCUUUGUUUUUUGAUAGUUUAAUAACAAAAAGUGCAUUUAAUCACAAAAAUUUUAUCAAAAUACAGUCAUUUGUGAAUAUUUCUCAGUGGAAAAUACUGUGAAUAGGCAAAUUUUCUGUGAAUAAUGGGUCAGUCCCCGGGUUACGACAGGUUCAGUUUCAACGUUCCGAGGUUAAGGCACUUCUCAAUUAUAUUCAUCAGACAUUAUUUCCAGGGUUACGGCACCUACAACCCUGAUCUGGCAAAUGAAAUAUGACACCAAAAAUGCAAAAUAAGCAAUAUUUGAAGAUUUUUUUAUGAAAAAUGCAAUAAGAAUGCAGUUUACAUAGUUUUCAAUACACCCAAAGCAUUAAAAGUAAGGUUUUCUUAGGAUUUUUGACAAUGUUCCGGCUUACGACGCGUCUCAAGAACGGAACCCCCAUCGUAACCCGGGAAUGCGUACCAGACACCCUGCGAAUAGCUAGAACCUGCAAAUAGUUUAAACCCCCAUAAAAAUGCUUAAAACUGCCUAUUUUGUUAGUUAAAACUAUAGAAAACCCCACUAAAAAUGUUUAUACCUAGUUUUUUUAAUAGUUUCCUCAUGAAAAGUGCAUUUUAUGAUGAAAUUGUUAAAAAAAAAAAAAAACAGGAUUUUAUGGAUAUUCCUCAUUGAAAAAUUCUGUGGAUAUGUGAAUUUCUCAAAUGGGUGGAUGUGGUCCAUAGAGAAAUCUGUGAACAUGAGUCCGUGACUGCCAAGAACAUGAAUACGGCAGUUCCCACUGUAUGCAGUCCAUAAAAAAAUGAGCGAAUAAGGGGGGGUCGGCUGUAUAUUUUUAAAGUCUUAUGGUUCACAGAAUUUAAAGAAAGUCAAAUAUGUGUCACUGCAUAGUAUUCCACUUAAAGUAUGUGAAGAAAUUCCCACUUUUAAGUACUUGAGGUAUAGCAGAUUCAGGAAAAUUUUGCUGACAUUUUAGGGAAUGUUUCUUUAAAAUUUUUUUUGGCAUCAUGGAAACAAUUUUAAAAGUCUAGUGUUAACAAAUUCAUGGUAUAUUAUGGUUAAAUCUUUUGAUUGUUUUCUUCAAAAUUCCAGCAAUGUUUUAUGAAUUGAGAGAGAAUUCUGAAAAUAUCUUAGUUUUCAGAUAUCUGAUAGUUAUUCGUUAACCAUGCCUUUCCUGAAAUUAAUGUUGAAAAUAGUUGUAACACUAAGUUGUACACUUGGCUUGUAUGAUCAGUGUCAUUGGGUGUACUCUAUUAGCUUAGAUUUCAAAAGUCUUCUAAGUUUUUAUCGCUCAUUUUAUUCAUUAUCAUGCUCCACAGACAUUAAUUUAGAAUGACUUGGCUAACCAAGUGACAGGAAUAAUGCUGGUUAUUGUAAGUUUAGAUUGUUCCAUGAAAACUCUCCAAAAUCUGUGGUGUUGUUAAUAUUAAAUAAAUUAACAAAAACACGAAUGGGAGUGAAGUUUUCAGGGAAAGUAUUAGAGCUUGUAAAUUGUUUUGGGUUAUUAUUAUAUUCUGUCUGGUUAAAUUUGUUCCCAUGGUCAUUUUAUAAUGUACGUACUGCCAUUUAUUUAACAUAGAAUUAUAGUUUUGUAAGGGAAACACAAGCUGUUUUGUUCAUGUUAAUGAAAUGUAGGCAAAUUUUUUUUGUCAUAUGGAGGUCUUCAUGCUUGUUAUAUGGUCAUAAAAUAUUCCUUUUUUGUGCCCAAAUGAUUAAUCUGAGCAUUUUUUGUAAUGUGUAUGAAUAAUUAAACAUUUUUCAUUUAAGAUCAAUAAAAGAAUUACAAGUAUAAAAAAAGGAAGUUGAGAUAAAUAUAGAUUUUUGCAAUGUAUAAAUUGAUUGCUGUACUGAUUUCUCAUUCAGAAACCAAAUGUAUAAAGUUUUUAAAUGAAUAAUUUUUAGCAGUGUUUUUGUAAGUUCUAAAAAUCAUCUGACUGGUAGGUAUUUUUUGUGUAACCACCUAACCAUCUUGUAUAUGGAGUCAAGUUAUGAUCGCCUAGAUUUCCUUAAAAAGCAGAGCUUAUUAAUUAUGAAAUGGUAAAAGAGAGCAUUAAGACCAUCAGGUCACGUCCUUACUCACGUGGCUCAUCCAAAGACUUUACUUAAAUGAGAGCUGAAAGUUGAAGUAAGGCAAGGCUGAAGGAAUUUGACUGAGAAUUGGGAAGAAACCAAAUAGGAAUUGUUGAAAAGUCAGAAGCAGAAAGCAAUGCAGUGUGGGCCAUGAGACCACUACAAAGGAAUUUUAGUACAAUAUACAGGGUGUCACACAAGGCACUGUAAGUAGUAACCCUCUAGCAAGAAUUUGAGCGAAAGGUCCUAAAUUUGUAGUGCCAGAGUAGUGAAAAAAUUAUAUAGGAAUGGCUGCUUAGAUUGCUUCAUUUAAGUAUUGGUUCACAUUUUUGUUGUUCAAUAGUAGUGAAAAAGUGAUUUACAAGGCACUGAGUUUGAUUGACUUGACAGUAGACUAUUUUAUGUUGACACAAAGGUCAUUGACACAAAAGCACUUAGAUUACAGGUGCUGUAUAGUUUGUGGCAUUUAAUUUGUAAAUUUGUUCAGUUUUAUUUGAUAAUGUGGAAUAAUGAAAAACUAUUUAAUUCACACUGAAAAGUACUGUUUGACUGUGUCAAUUUGCCUUAUUCACUUGUGGAGUUAUGAUGUAGAGAAUUAGCAAAUUUUCUACAUCAUUGACAAGCUGCAAUUUAUAAAGUAUAGAGGCAGUGAUAUAAUUUGAAAUUAUUUCUCUGAAUGUUAUAAGAAUUUAUUCUUCUAACGUUUAUCAGAAUUUACCAGUAUCAGGGAUUGAACUCUGAAGAUAUUUUUGAUUUAGUAGAUAUUUUGUUUUGCUUCAGGUCCUUUAAUUUAUAUAUAUAGGUCAUAUCUUAUUUUCUUUGAACUACUUGUGUUCAAUACAGAACUCAUUUAGGAAUAAUUGAAUAGCCUCAGCUUUCAUCUUAACCUAUCAUUUUCACUUUUACUACCCACCAUCGUCUGGGACUGUUAUUAAAUGGUAAUGAUGAAGUUUAAUGCCUUAAAUGUCUCAAAAUAUGACUUGAUUCUUCAGUACUGUGGAGUACAUUUUGACUAGAAGUAAUUCAGUUUUCAGAAUUUGCCUUCACUUAAAGUUCUAUGUACGUAUGUGUUAAUGAUACUCAGAAUAAUUUGAAUGUGACAAUUGAUUUAUAAAGUGCGAAGCCAAUAAAAAUUAUUUACUUUUCAUGUGCCAGAAGACAUGAUUUAAUACUUAUAAGAGUUGUUUUCCAUGAUUUAGACCGUGGGGUAUGAUCACAACGUACUCAUUUAAAUUUUCCUAUUAACUUUUGCUGUUCACACAUAGUAAUUCUUUGAUUUUAAGUCAUUACAGAUGGUUUAAUGUGUAAGAGAGGCUCUUCAUUUUAUGGGAUGCAAAUCUGGCAUUUUCAUCAGUAGUAUCGGUGGCGAGAUCUUUUUCUUCAACCAGAAUUUUGUUGAAAAUGGUAGUAUUGUUAAGUUUGACUUGAGUUGAUUUCAAAUACAAUUUAAUUUAUGUUCCGAAUGUAGAUAACUGUAGUGGUAACUAAAUCUUUAUUAGAUUUUCUUUUACAUGGAGAUAAAAAGG
This is a messenger RNA of Macrobrachium nipponense, 6135 nucleotides long. RefSeq lists its product as uncharacterized. The record is from RefSeq and is a predicted model, not a curated record. Lineage: Eukaryota; Metazoa; Arthropoda; Malacostraca; Decapoda; Palaemonidae.